AUGGCGAGCAAGCAGCUUGGAAAGUUGCGCCAGUGGGCCGGCGAAGUAAUUUCGUCGCGGGACCGGACCAUCGUCACAGAUGAAUUUCGUGAGCUUGAGCACGAUAUCGAGCUGCGAAGGCAGGGCUUGUGGAAGCUCCAUGUCGCAUCGGAGGAUUGUCACGAAGCCCUCCGAAAGAAGAAGAUUUCUGAGGUCAUCGAGGACUCCGGGAAAAUGCUGCCCAUCGACGCGCUAGGCGUGGUUAUGAUCCAGCACGGGGAGGAGUUUGGCGAUGAUUCUGCCUUCGGGACAUCUUUGGUUAACUUGGGUCGUGCUCACUGCAAGAUGGCGACGCUCCAGGAGACGUACGCGAUGCUGUUCGAGGAGAACUAUAUCGCUUCGUUGCGUCGUGCCGAAGACGAGAUCAAGGAGUAUCAGGUGGUGCGAAAGAAGCUCGAGAGCAGACGGUUAAGCUACGAUGCAGCUAUCACAAAACUAGAUAAGGUGAAGAACAGUAAAAAGGAGAAAGAGAAAGAGCGGAUAGAAGCCGAGGAUGAAUGUGCGAGAGCGCAGUCGCGCUACGAAGAGACUGCCGAGGAUGUGCGCGCGCGCAUGCACGCAAUUCAAGACAACGAGGUCUCUCUGUUGCGGGAGCUCUCAGGACUAUUGGACGUCGAGAUCAAUUACGCCGAACAAUGCGUGGAAGUCCUGCGGGAUGUGAAGUCAGGCUGGGUUGACGAGUCUACACUACAGCAGAUGGAACCUCAUCGUGGGAAGGCGGGUCCUACGCACUCGUUCAUCCGCUCUGCACCGAACGAGCAUCGCUCUAACUCUGUACGUUCAAUGAAGUCCCUUUCAAAGCACGCAGAGUUGUCGGACGAGUCCGUAGAAGAGCCGUCGAAGGGGAUAAGGAGAUCGCUGAGUCGGCGAAAGUCACAGGCCAGCAGCAGGGCGCCGUCUCGCGCGCAAUCUCGUGCGUCUAGGAAGCGCUCAGACAGCACUGCGACUGCGGCAAGCGAGAAGGACAGAGACAAGACGGACAAGGAGAAGGAGAAAGAGAAGGCCGACAAGGCGCCGCGGAAGAUGAGCGUGGCAGGGUGGGCAUCCAGUGCGAUGAGCUCUGUCACGGCCCUUGGGAAGAAAGACAAGGAUAAGGACGCCUUUGCUGCGCUACAUGACGAUGCUGGAGUCGGCCAUCACCCUGGAGACGAGGAUUAUGCUGACGUGAAGAGAUCCACAGGCAUGUACGCCAAGAGCAAGAGCGCGCCUGCCACACCGAGUCUGUCUCCUAAGGGGGUCACCCGUAUGCCUGCGAGUCAAUCGAUGUACGCAUCCUCGCGAUGGAACGCGGCUCCACGCAAGGUUGCGGUGGCGCUGUAUGACUUCGCUGCGGGAUCGUCGGACGAGCUGACGUUCCGCACGGGGGACCAGAUCGUUGUCGUUAACGAGGUGCUCGACGGCUGGUGGAUGGGCGAGCUGGGCGGAAAGCGCGGUCUCUUCCCCAGAACGUACACGGAAGUGAUCAACCCGCCUUCGCUCUCUGUGUCUUCGAGACCGCCAUUACCGCAGCGCCCACCUGUCAUAUCACGCUUUGGCGCCAACACGCCCUCUACGCUUUCCUUGGACAGCGACGAUCCCAAACGCGGGACGGAGCAUGUCGGGACGGAGGAAUUUGUUACGAGCGAUGUGGACGAUGAACAUCUCUUUGGCGACCACAACUAUGCGGGGGUCAGUAGUCCCCUGUACGGCGCGUUCAAUCACGACGGUGCAAGCAGCGGUGGGGAGGACGAUGAGGAGGAGCACCUCAUGCCAAUCCGGCGGUCGAAGGACGACGACGAUUCCGAUACGUGGCAGACCAGCACCUCGUACCUCCCACCGGGAAGGAUCUCUGAGAUUGCGGUGAAGGCAGCGCCUGCGAAGAAGCCGCCGCCACCUCCUCCCCCUCGGCGGUCGGCAACCGCCUCUCCGUCUGUUCCGCCGGUGCCCAGUCGUCAUGGGACAAUCCGCUCCAAGUCGUCGCAGGGCAGCUCGGUGUCGCUGGUGGCGUUGGCUAAUACUCCCACCAAUUCGGUGGGAAUGGCCAGGAUGACACAUUCGCCGUUCGACAGCCCGCGAGACUUUCAAUGA
This is a messenger RNA of Sparassis crispa, 2106 nucleotides long. RefSeq lists its product as hypothetical. Lineage: Eukaryota; Fungi; Basidiomycota; Agaricomycetes; Polyporales; Sparassidaceae. The coding region runs from base 1 to 2106 and encodes 701 amino acids. Gene Ontology annotation, cellular component: cytoplasm. Gene Ontology annotation, biological process: endocytosis; actin cortical patch localization. The record is from RefSeq and is a predicted model, not a curated record. The transcript has 8 exons. Gene Ontology annotation, molecular function: protein binding.